UAAAGAAAAGUGAGAAGAAGAAAUGGAAAAGGAGGAAGAAAUAGAAAUAGAAAAGGAAGAUACAGAAAAGAAGGAAGGAGAAAAAAGGAGAAGGAAAUAGAGGUGAAAUCGCAGAUAGAGGAAGACCAGGACAGACCAACCUGCGCGUUGAAGUCGCUACCAACGACUAUGGGGCUCAGUGAAGGUGCAGACGUCACGCGAGAAACACGUCCACUGAGUGUCUCUCGCCUCGCUAAUCUUGUUCCGGUGCGAUGACGAGCAUUUUCAAGCAGUUUCGGGACUUUUUUUCGAAGACUCGUCCAGGAACCGAACAAAACAGAAAUGAAACACGGUCGGACACAAAUGCAACAGAGAGCCACGGGGACCAGACUGAUACCGAAGGGAGUGCCAACUGCUGGUGUGGCAGCCUCAGGAACAGAGCCAUUGCCGCUGGGGUCUUGAUAUUGGUCAAGUCGCUCGCCGGUUUCUGCCUUGGGAUCGUGUACGGGAUCAGAGGUUAUCCCGAAGCAUGGGGGGCCUUCGCCACUGGGCUGAUCACCACGUUUGUUUUCACCCCCAUUCUCUUUUAUGGCAUUUGGAAGGAAUCCCGGAAGUGGCUAGCUGUCUGGUUUGCAUGGAUAGCUAUCCUGACAGCCCUGGGUCUCAUUGGCAGCGCUGUGGCCAUGAUAAAGAGUGCCUACGUGUCCGCCCUGGCCAUAGUGGGCGUGCUUUUCAACUUUACGUUGAUGGUUCUGCUCUUGUACUUGAUCUAUAUUUAUAUGCAGUCGCUGAGAUCCCGGGAGCCAUUGGUUGAAGGAGACACCUUGUAGCGAAUUCCUCAUGAUUAUCAACUUCGGUUUUCUCUAAAAUCAAGUCGAGGUUGUGACUUCAGUUUCAACGCGCUUGUCGACUGUAUUUUUUGAGUCUAUCUUCUUCUAAAAACGAACAGAUGUUAUAAAAAUCCCAUUGACUAAUCGAUGUAUUAUCUUUAUCUAAUAAUACGAAUCAUAUAUGAUUUAUUCGUUACACACGAUACAUACCUAUUUUAGUAUGAUGUCCAUGGUUUGUGCAAUAUGCUCAUUGUUGUGCAUGAAACACGUAUAUAUGACGCUAAUACUGUAACUGAUGUAAAUAAACUCGAUAUCAGUAAUAC
Penaeus monodon (black tiger shrimp) is the source of this 1132-nucleotide messenger RNA. RefSeq lists its product as uncharacterized. The record is from RefSeq and is a predicted model, not a curated record. Lineage: Eukaryota; Metazoa; Arthropoda; Malacostraca; Decapoda; Penaeidae. The transcript is spliced from 6 exons. The coding region runs from base 252 to 809 and encodes 185 amino acids.